Molecule: messenger RNA, 4278 nt
Organism: Ornithodoros turicata
Lineage: Eukaryota; Metazoa; Arthropoda; Arachnida; Ixodida; Argasidae
Product: zinc finger protein 883-like
Exons: 7
Coding region: 774-2843 (689 amino acids)
Biological process (GO): regulation of transcription by RNA polymerase II
Cellular component (GO): nucleoplasm
Molecular function (GO): DNA-binding transcription repressor activity, RNA polymerase II-specific; RNA polymerase II cis-regulatory region sequence-specific DNA binding
Source: RefSeq, a predicted model, not a curated record
UCAGGAUGAUCAGGAUCAUACAAGCUCGGCAAAAACUUUAGAGCUCUCAGCUUCUAGUACGCUUCUAGUAAUGGCAAAGUAGCUUCGAGUGUCACUUAGAAGGUGCCUUUACUGUUCACUUCGAGGCAAAAGCAACUUGGGGCUCUGUCAAUGGAGAUGACAUGGGAAUCUUCACUGUUCACUGACUGACAUGACGGCGUAAAUCUGUGUGUGUGCUGUGUGUUGUGUCGUCCUUUGUUUGUUUCCCGGCACGGAUUUUUUAAAUCGCUUUUAAAGUGUAAAUCCACAUACUCCUCGUUAUUAUUAUCGGUGAGAUCUUUUCUUCAGUGCGAACAUACUGCUCCAGGAUCGUCUGGGGCGAACAACAAUCUGGGAAGCACCGGGAACAGAACAACCUCAAGGAACAGGACACAGACACCGUGCACAAGCAAGUCCCCUGCGGACCGGAAGAAGACGCACGUUUUGAUGACGUAGGUUGCAUUGUCUACAUCGUUACGUGUCCCUCAUGUGAACCCGCCCUAAGGCCGCCGCUGUGCCGCCGAGAGCCAACAAGCUCAAAACUGCCAUCUCCCAUCAGAUCGGCGUUCCAAUGACCGUCAUGGAGGGAGACAAAGUACUCCAUGCGUGCACUUCGUUUAGCUGGGGCUUCGUCAAGAACCUCCCACCGGCACCACUUCUGUCUCAACUUGGAACCCAUUCUGACAUUUCCGACCCUCUGAAACAACCCAAUUUUCUCUCGUAAUUUACGUGGGGCAAGGACACCUCUACAAGAAAUGCAGCUCUCCCCAGAGUUGAAUAGUCAGCCCGUGAGAGUGAAAUCAGAACCUCUUGAUGCACCAUGCCUGCCAGAAGAAGGCCAGGUACAUCCACGGCACUGCAGAGUGACAACUGACAUGUGUCACGUCAAAGAAGAGCCUCGAGAGGAAUCUUUGAAUGAACAUCCAACCGUAGAAGUCAAGACAGAGCCUUACAAUGUUCCAGUCUUGGCAGGACAGGACCAAAUGGGUUACAGCCGUCAAUCAACAUCAGAAGGCAUGAGAGCUGGGACGUGUAAUGUUGAAGAAGAACCUCAAGGGGAAUCUUCAAAGGAACAUCCAAUCAUAGAAGUCAAGACAGAGCCUUAUAACGUUGAAGUAUUGACUGGACAGGACCAAAUGGGACACAACUGUCAAUCAACAUCAGAAGGAGCAUGGGAAAGCACUGGUUUGCCCCACGUAAAGGACCAGCCCAGAGGCGCUUGUGAUCGCACAUCUUCAGGAUGUACUUCUUCAAAGGCAUGGUUGAAUAUCAGCACGACGACCGUUGAGCCACAGCUCGACAGUGCUCUACUAGUCACUACGAACGGUUGGGCAGACCGGAGCAAGCCGUGUGAACCUCCAUACACACUGAAAGACAGCCUGAAACACCACACGUUUGCAGAGUGUCACAGUGUGUCUGAAAUGUGUUCUGCUACUCCUCCAAUGGAUGAUCAGAUGGGAGAGGAGGGUUUUACAUGUGACAUCUGUCCCCCUACAUUCUCACCGUCUAGGAGCGACGAGAGUCACGUGCCAAAGCGUAAUGACGAGAAGUCACGCAUGUCUGAUCUCUGUUCUGCACAGUUCUACCGGAACACGGCCCUGUGCUGUCACAGGCGAACACACAGCCUGUGGAGUCAACUGCAUCAACACAAGCAAACACACAGGGGUGAGAAGCUAUUCAAGUGCAAUGUGUGCCCUGCAGAGUUCAGCAGAAGUGGGAACCUAAAGCAGCACAAGCAAACACACACGGGCGACAAACCAUACAAAUGCGAUGUCUGCUCUGCAGAGUUCAGCCAGUGUGGGAACCUACAGCAGCACAAGCGAACACACACGGGCGACAAGCCAUACAAGUGCGAUGUCUGCUCUGCGCAGUUGAGCCAGAGUAGGACUCUACAGGAUCACAAACGCACGCACACUGGCAAGAAGCCAUACAAGUGCGACAUGUGCGCUGCGGUGUUCAGGCAGAGAGGGCACCUACUGUACCACAAGAGGAUGCAUACAGCCGCGAAGGCAUACAAGUGCGAUGUCUGCCCUGCGAAGUUCAGUCAUAGAGGGCACCUACAAAAGCACAAGCUGACACACACGGGCGAGAAGCCAUACAAGUGCAAUGUCUGCCCUGCAGAGUUCAGCAAGAGCACGUACUUACAACAACACAUGCAGAUACACACGGGCGAGAAGCCAUUCAAGUGCAAUAUGUGCCCUGCGGAGUUCUGCAGGAGCGGGAACCUAGAACGGCACAAGCGAACACACACGGGCGAGAAGCCACACGAGUGCGAUGUUUGCUCUGCGCAUUUCAGCCAGAGUGGAAACCUACAGCAGCACAUGCGAACACACACAGGCGAAAAGCCAUACAAGUGCGAUGUCUGCUCUGCAAAGUUCAGGCAGAUAGGGCACCUCCUGUACCACAAGAGGAUACACACAGCCGAAAAGGCAUACAAGUGCGAUGUCUGCCCUGCGCAAUUCAGCCGGAGCGGCCACCUACAGUAUCACAGGCGGUCACACACAGGCGAGAAGCCAUACAAGUGUGAUGUCUGCGAGGCAGGGUUCAGCCAGAGUGGGAACCUACAGCGUCACAGGCGGACACACACGGGUGAGAAGCCAUACAAGUGCGAUGUCUGCCCUGCACAGUUCAGCACGAGUGGCCACCUACAGUAUCACAAGCGGACACACACGGGCGAGAAGCCAUACAAGCGCGAUGUCUGCUUUGCAGAGUUCAGCCAGAGUGGUACCCUACAGGAUCACAAACGUACACGCACUCGCGAAAAUCCAUACCAGUGCGAUCUCUGCCCUGCGAAGUUCAGUCAGAGAGGGAACCUACUGCCAUAGGUCUGCAUUUCCCUAAGAAUUCAUUCAACAUCACAUCAUGGUCAGUUUUCUGCAAAGCCCACCACAUCACAUCACCGUCAUAAACCAUCGCAUCACGGGCCCAUCACUCAACUUCAACUUCAGAAUUAAUCACGUUGUAACCCAUCAUUCAACUUCAACUUCAGAACCCAUCAGCAUCACAUCACGUCAUUCAACUUCAGAAUCCAUCUCAUCAUAACCCACCAUUCAACUUCAGAACCCAUCAUCGACUUCAACUUCAGAAACCAUCACCGACUUCAGAGCCCAUCAUCAGAAUUCAACUUCAGAUCCCAUCGCGGUUUUGAAGUUGAAUUGCUGUGAUGGGUUCUGAAGUCGGUGAUGGAUUUUGAAGUUGAAGUUUGUGAUGGGGCUUUGAAGUUGAAUUCCUAUGAUGGGUUCUGAAGUCGGUGAUGGAUUUUGAAGUUGAAGUCGGUUAUGGUGUUUUGAAGUUGAACUCCAACAAAGGCCUACGUUGGGUGUACCCGGCUGCAGGAUUACGACGCUAGCGUCCUGCUCGCCUGUGUGUGUGUGGGUUUCCUGGUAGUGGCAGCAAAAGCGUAAGCGAAAGAGAGGUAUGCUGUUUGGAGGGUGCGGUCAGCCUGCACUCGGCUGGACUUGGAAGCAGGGUGUACCAAUGAGGGAAGAAAGGGAGGGAUGCCACGUUUGACCCCCGCUGUCGCAUGUGAACGGCGGAAGGUGUGUUGCUUGCGCGCUAGGGUUGUUGCACAACGUUGCGCCCACGGUGUAAGAUAUAUAUAUAGUUAGGUGAGGAAGCUCCCGGCGCCCGGACGGCCUCCUAAUGUUCGCCUCCGCCCUUCCGCGGCUCUCACUAGAUGGCGCGAAGAACGGUGGGCUGAGGCGGCUGAGGGGCGUGGGAUGGGAAGAGCGCGUUGAAGUAAAUGUAUGCACGGUAGCCGGCAUUUUAAAAGGGUAGCAAGCAAAGAUAGAGGCUGACACUGGCUCGAACUUAUGAUGAAACUGCAACAUUUAUAGUUACUUUCCGCGUGUGUAUCCGCGCCAGCUAAAGUAAUCAUGAUCCGAUGCAGUGGACGGCGUUUAUUCCAGCCAUCGUGUCAUGUUUUGCUCUUUAUUGUUUUGUCGAGAGAAACUUUGUUGGUGUAUGCGUAUCCAUUUUCAAACUAUUUUCGAAUCCACAGCAAUUCAAACGAAAUAUUCCAAGUACAAGUUUAUUUAUUCUCGUCGCUGCAUGGCAGAACACUCAAGCGAAAAUGUCUACGUUGUGCAAAAGUGUGAACUUUUCUUCUUUUCACGGGUCUCUUUUUUGUCCAUUGCAUUCAUUUGCUUGCAGUAUUGACGCAUUCGCAUCAAGACGUAAUACUGCAGGAUCUUUGACAGCAACUCGGUUUUGUGAGUAUCACAGGGAAACGUUAGUGUGCACACGUCAAGGACGUGCUCG